AGGUUGCGAGAGACGAACAUGACAGUAGAGAAUGGAGAAGGAGCAACGAAGCUGUACAUGUUGGUUUCGCACUGUUACCCUUGCGGCUUUUGCCGGCCGGCCCUCGACCGGUUUAGGACCGACAUCAUUGACGAACAUAUGAUCAUCGUACAACGCACGGCUGAUGCUCUGAACAGCAGCCGAUUGCAAGUUGCACAGCCUCCUGAGUACUCAAGAGCCACCUUCUAAUUGAACAUGAACUCAGUGGGCUCUUGAAACUCUCACUGUUUCGUCAUGGACGUCGUCCCAAACGCUCCGGUGCUCAUACCAGGAUGGCUGCCACCUUCACGUGAGCACUGGCAACUCAUCGUCUACUGCUGGCAGUUCUUCCCUAUUUUCACGGCUAUACAAUGGUUCACGACAUUUUACCCGCAGGGCAAAACCUCUAUCGAGAGCAAGAUCAACAUUCCCGGCAAAUGGGGCUGGUUCCUCAUGGAGAUCUGGGGCAUGGUGGUCGUCGAUUACUGCAUGCUCAGCAUCCCGCAGACAGUCGGUUUAAACAGCGCUCGGUCGCUACCGUGGGCGAACUGGACCAUGGUGUUUGCCUACAACGUGCAUUAUGUCUAUCGCGCCAUCAUCGCGCCUCUCUUACUUAACCCAACCAUGUCGCCGAUCCACCCAUUUGUGUUCGUCUCUGCAGCGCUGUGGCAAGUCGCUAACGGACUGUCAAUUGGAGGUUGGGUGGCCGGCUACGGCCCGACCACCGUGUUUGACUGGGCCGGCCGUUUAUACACGAUCGAAAUCGGCCUCGUGAUCAUGGGCUGGAGCUUCCUGGGCAACAUGUUCCACGACGAUGAUCUACGAGAGAUACGGCGUAGCGCACUCAAACGGCAAAAAGCGCAGGCGGAGAAGGAAGGCAAGCCCGUCGAAGGCGUUGAGAAGCUUUACAUGCUUCCCAAGAACGGACUGUUCCAUUACAUUCUGUACCCGCACUAUCUUUGUGAGUGGUUCGAAUGGGCUGGUUUCUGGAUGGUAGGAGGUUGGGACUGCGUGCCAGCCAGGACGUUUCUGAUCAACGAGAUUUCCACAAUGCUACCGCGAGCGCUGCAAGGCAGGCAGUGGUACAUCGAGAAAUUCGGCACGGAAAAGGUGGGCAACCGGAAGGCGGUGAUACCGGGUCUGCUGUGA
Baudoinia panamericana UAMH 10762 is the source of this 1167-nucleotide messenger RNA. RefSeq lists its product as uncharacterized. The coding region runs from base 274 to 1167 and encodes 297 amino acids. The transcript has 2 exons. The record is from RefSeq and is a predicted model, not a curated record. Gene Ontology annotation, cellular component: membrane. Gene Ontology annotation, molecular function: 3-oxo-5-alpha-steroid 4-dehydrogenase activity. Lineage: Eukaryota; Fungi; Ascomycota; Dothideomycetes; Mycosphaerellales; Teratosphaeriaceae. Gene Ontology annotation, biological process: steroid metabolic process.